Molecule: messenger RNA, 1569 nt
Organism: Bombus pascuorum
Lineage: Eukaryota; Metazoa; Arthropoda; Insecta; Hymenoptera; Apidae
Gene: Surf1
Product: surfeit locus protein 1
Exons: 5
Coding region: 148-1071 (307 amino acids)
Biological process (GO): mitochondrial respiratory chain complex IV assembly
Cellular component (GO): mitochondrion; membrane
Source: RefSeq, a predicted model, not a curated record
GGAUCAGAUGAUUCUAUACUGUGUCUCGUGGUUCCAUACCUAUGGGUAUAUACAUAUUACCUGAUGUUAUAUGUGCAUUUACAUAGUAUACAAUUACUGUUCAUUCUAAAACAUAACCUAUAAGCAUCCAGGUGAAUAUCAACAGAAAUGAAUGUACCAACUAGAAGAAUUUGUACGAAAGUAGGAAAACCAUAUAUUGUCAUUGUUCGAUCUCUGAGUAAAGAAACUUUAUCUCGAUGGUGGUGUAAGCUUACAAAUCAGAAACCAAAUCGCAAGACUUUUAGAAGUGAUAUUUAUGGAAUGGAACCUUAUGAAUCCAACUACGAGUCAAGUGAAAAAAUUAGUUUCCCUGCAUAUUGUUUAUUGAGUGUACCAAUUGGUGCAUUUUUACUUGGUACGUGGCAAGUUCAAAGGCUUAAAUGGAAAACAGAUUUAGUGGAAAAGCUAAAAAAGCGUACUAGUCAUGAACCUUUUGAAUUACCAGAAAAUUUAGAAGAUUUGGAGACAAAGGAAUAUUAUCCUAUUAGAGUAAGAGGAACAUUUUUAUAUGACAAAGAGUUUAUGGCAGCGAAUAGAAGCCUGAUAAAAGAUGGUAAACCAUCAGAUGCCAAUUUUUCUUUUGGAAGUAGAUCAGAAAGGGGAUAUCAUAUUAUUACACCCUUUAAGUUAGCAGAUAGAGACUUAACAAUUCUGGUAAAUCGUGGCUGGAUUCCAAAAACAUUAAAAAAUUCACCACAGAGACACCAAUCUGAGGUAGAAGGUGAACAAGAAAUUGUAGGAAUUUUAAGAAUGAGUGAAAGAAGACCACCUUUUGUUCCUAAAAAUCGUCCACAUCAUAAUAUGUGGUAUUAUAGAGAUGUAAAUGAAAUGGCUGAAAAGGCAGACACGUCUCCUAUAUAUCUCGAAAUGAGCAUUAACAACAAUUUGAAUCAGUACCCAAUUAGUGGUCAAACAAGAGUGGAAUUACGAAAUGAGCAUUUAAAUUAUCUCCUCACAUGGUAUUGUCUGUCUGGAGCUACUGCGUACAUGUGGUACUGGAAAUUCAUAAAAGGAAUACCAUUAGCACAUUGAAAACAAGCAUUGAGUAUGCAUUUAAAUCAUAAGGAAAAUAGUUAUCAUGCGCAUGUAUAUAUAAAAAUCAUAUAUUAUUAAUCUAAUAUUUUUUUUGUAAUUCAAUCCUAGUAAUUUAAUAAAUAAAGUAUAUUAUUACAAUUAUUCUAUACCACAACAAAGUGAUUGUACUAUGCUAAUAAGAGAAUAUCAAUUCUUCAUUUAAAAAUGUCGCUUUUUAUUAUCAUAACAACAACAGUGAUAACCACUACUAACAAAAUUGUCAACAAUGGUCACGGUAUACAAUUACAUUGAAGAAGUCAGCAUAGAAAAUACAAAUAUGAAAAUAUACCAUACAAAUAUGAAAAUACACCAUGUACAUGCUACAUUGACUUUCCUUUCCUUUUUUCUUUUUAAUCAUUAUAUGUACGUAUUUACUCUAGUGUAAUAAUCACGGCUUUCGCAAUCCGUGAGUAACCAUUCAAAUGAUAACUGCGACAAGGGGACAUAUUUAUUGAA